Molecule: messenger RNA, 2035 nt
Organism: Mustela lutreola (European mink)
Lineage: Eukaryota; Metazoa; Chordata; Mammalia; Carnivora; Mustelidae
Gene: BTC
Product: betacellulin
Exons: 6
Coding region: 368-904 (178 amino acids)
Biological process (GO): positive regulation of cell population proliferation; epidermal growth factor receptor signaling pathway; positive regulation of mitotic nuclear division
Source: RefSeq, a predicted model, not a curated record
GGGGAGCGGGUGAGCUGGCCCGAGGGCAGCUCGAGCACGUCCCUGAGUGUGGGUGUGGGUGUGGGGCAACUUGGGUGGGAGCAGCGUGGAGGCUACCCCGACGGAGUCCCGCGCCUCGAGGCUGGGGUGUGUGCAGGCAGAGCGAGGAUAAAUAGGAGGCUCCCUCCGCCCGGGCUGCACUCCCGGAGCCGCCCGCGCCCCGGGUGUUGCCUGCCCAGGCCCGGGUGCCAGGCCGAGAAGUAGUUUCGUUUCCGGCUGGCCGGAGACAGUAGUUUCCAGGCCCGCCCUCGGGCGCCCGCGGCCGGGGAAGGGGCGCAGGACGAGGGGGACUCGUCCAGGGGCUGCCCGGCCCCGCAGCGUGGGGUUGAUGGACCGGGCCGCCCCGGGCAGCGGCGCCGGCUCCCUGCCACUGCUCCUGGCCCUCGCCCUGGGUCUAGUGAUCCUCCACUGUGUUGUGGCAGAUGGGAAUUCAACCAGGAGUCCUGAAAACGAUGGCCUUCUCUGUCAAGAUCCUGGGGAAAACUGCGCAGCUACCACCGCGCGGUCGAAGCGGAGGGGCCACUUCGCGCGCUGCCCCAAGCAGUACAAGCACUACUGCAUCCAAGGGCGAUGUCGCUUCGUGGUGGCCGAGCAGACGCCGUCGUGCGCCUGCGAUGAAGGCUACACUGGGGCGAGAUGUGAGAGAGUUGACUUGUUUUACCUCAGAGGAGAUAGAGGGCAGAUUUUGGUGAUUUGUUUGAUAGCAGUUAUGGUCAUUUUUAUCAUUUUGGUGGUCGGUGUCUGCGCAUGCUGUCAUCCUCUUCGGAAGCGUCGUAAAAGAAGGAAGAAGGAAGAAGAAAUGGAAACUCUGGGUAAAGAUAUAACUCCAAUAAAUGAAGAUACUCAAGAGACUAGUAUUGCUUAAGGGCUAUGAAGUUACCUCCAGGCUGGUGGCAAGCUUCAAGAUGCCUUGCUCAUUAGAAAAUGGACAGAAUGUGUCUCAGGAAAAGAGCCAGGAGAAAUGAAUUUUAAAUGAUGUAUUUACUUUUUGUCUGUAAUGUUAAUCUGUGUUUUUUACUAUUUUUAUAAUAAUAAGUAAUUUUAUUAUUGUUCGUAAUUGGGAAAAGCACUCAGUUAAGAAAUGUUAAUAAACGUCCACUUAAAGUUUUGUUACCAGUAUUACCAGUCAAACAAAAAAGGAGAGUGAGAAGGAGUUUAGAUUUUAGGAACUGCAUUAAAAAUAAAGCUGCCAUUUAUCCAGCAUAUACUGUGGACCAAGAGUUUAAAGUAUAUCAUUUCCUUUAAUCCUUUUAAGAACCUAUGAAUAUCUCCUAUGAACCUCAUUUCCCAUAUAUGGGAAAAGACACAAAGAAGUUAAAUAACGCAACCCAGAUUUACAGAGGUAGGAAUUGGUGGAGCUGAAAUUGGAACCAAGAGUUACCCAACUUCAGUUUGGGUUCUUAACUAUGAUUUUUGUAGAUCAGAGUGGGUACAACCCAACUCACUGAUAUAAUCCAAGACUUUAUACUACAUUAUGUUUUGCCAUGAUACUGAGAUGCUGGGGAUAUUUUCCUGGAGAAACUCAGGUUGGAGAGUCCUGGCUGUAUAUGUUAAUAUUACCAUCAUGUUUUCUGCAGCACUGACUUCUUUUAUAUUCCUUUGCUCCUUUAUAAAUUCUCUGCGGCAUGAAUAAAUUCUUACAUUAGUAAAGCAAACAGAUUUGCCCCCAUAGCUAGGGUAAUGAAUAAAGAUGGAAAGUAAAUGCCUGAGCAUCUUUAAGCCCAGGUAAGUGUUCACGCUAACUAAGGGAUAAAUUAUAGCACUGGAAGAAGAGGUUGUUUAUUCCUGGGCAAUGGUCAGUGACACCACAGCAGAGCCCAGGCACACACUGUCUGUGACCAUAGCCUCAUUUUUGUUCUUCCAAAAAACAGUACCUUUGAUUGCUCUCAAGUGACUGUUGAUGCAAUGAAAUCAUGACCGUGAGCAUCUGUUACUUGGGACCAUCUUGCCAAAUGUUCCUUCAACUCCAUAAUAUAUUUAAUAAAGACUCUUAAAA